This is a messenger RNA of Arctia plantaginis, 2955 nucleotides long. NCBI's taxonomy places the organism in Eukaryota, Metazoa, Arthropoda, Insecta, Lepidoptera, Erebidae. The record is from the annotation of a GenBank genome assembly.
UUGCCGCCAAGAUUGCUUUGGUGGGCGAUCACUGUCCUGUUAGUACUUACCGUGAUAGUACCAACAUCAGACUCCAGCAACGUUCGCAGAAGAUUACGAAAGCCGUCUAAAGUAUCCACCUCAGUAUCAAGCAGCGUCUCCAGAUCCUCCGACCAAAUCAUAGCAGCUAGCGUGAACAGACCCAAGAUAAGAGGACGUCCCAGUAUAGCCAGCAGAAAAUCAUCUGCGGUUAUUGACAACUCAGUUACCACUGAUGAUCAUAAAGACAAAGAUGGAUACAAGAUCGUCUGCUACUACACAAAUUGGUCCCAAUACCGCACCAAGCUCGGAAAGUUUACGCCUGAAGACAUCCAACCAGAUCUGUGCACCCAUAUCAUCUUCGCUUUUGGGUGGCUGAAAAAGGGCAAACUUAGCUCUUUUGAGUCCAACGAUGAAACUAAAGAUGGAAAAACAGGACUUUAUGACAGGAUCAAUCAGUUGAAGAAAGCUAAUCCUAAAUUGAAGACUCUUUUGGCUAUUGGUGGCUGGUCGUUUGGAACCCAAAAGUUCAAGGAGCUAUCAGCAAGCCGGUACGCCCGUCAGACUUUCAUCUACUCCGCGAUCCCGUAUCUCCGUGACAGGAACUUUGACGGUCUGGACAUGGAUUGGGAAUACCCUAAAGGUGGAGAUGAUAAGAAGAACUUCGUGUUGCUACUUAAAGAACUGCGUGAAGCGUUUGAAGCGGAAGCUCAAGAAGUGAAGAAACCUCGUCUCUUACUCACUGCUGCUGUUCCUGUAGGACCUGAUAACAUUAGAGGAGGAUACGAUGUUCCUGCUGUUGCUAGCUACUUGGACUUCAUCAAUGUUAUGGCUUACGAUUUCCACGGCAAAUGGGAGAAGGAAACUGGACACAACGCCCCCCUGUACGCCCCGUCAUCAGAUUCCGAGUGGAGGAAACAGUUGUCCGUGGAUCAUGCUGCCCACUUAUGGGUCAAACUUGGUGCUCCUAAAGAGAAACUCAUCAUUGGUAUGCCGACAUACGGUAGAUCAUUCACCUUAUCCAACCCCAAUAACUACAAAGUAAAUUCUCCAGCCAGUGGGGGUGGCAAAGCCGGCGAGUACACAAAGGAAGGCGGUUUCCUCGCCUAUUACGAGAUUUGCGAGUUGCUGCGAAAUGGAGGUACAUACGUGUGGGAUGAAGAAAUGAAGGUACCAUACUGUAUUAAUGGUGACCAAUGGAUCGGAUUCGACGAUGAAAGAUCUAUCAGGAACAAGAUGAGAUGGAUCAAGGAUAACAGUUUUGGAGGCGCUAUGGUCUGGACAGUUGAUAUGGAUGACUUCACCGGCAGCGUCUGUGGUGGUGAUGUCAAGUAUCCUCUUAUUGGUGCUAUGAGAGAGGAACUCCGAGGCAUUUCCCGAGGAAAGGACGCUAAAGAUGUCAACUGGUCAUCAGUAGCCUCUAGCGCAAUUAUUGAAGUGUCUGAAAAACCUGAACCGAUCAAGAUCAGCCUCAGCGAUGUGGUCAGCAGAAUAAAGAAGCCAGGGAAGACGGUUAUUAUCAAGAACAACAAUGAAGUUGAUAAGAACAAACGUGAACCUCAAAUCCUCUGUUACCUGACAUCAUGGUCUGCAAAGAGGCCUUCAGCUGGUCGCUUUAUGCCCGAUAACAUUGAUGCCAACCUUUGCACUCACAUCAUCUACGCGUUUGCUACUCUCAAAGAACACAAGCUAGCUGAAAGCGAUGAGAAAGAUGGUGAAAUGUACGACAAAGUUGUAGCUUUGAGAGAGAAGAACCCUAAUUUAAAGAUUCUCCUCGCUAUUGGCGGUUGGGCGUUCGGCUCUACCCCUUUCAAAGAACUUACCACCAACGUGUUCCGUAUGAAUCAGUUUGUCUACGAAGCUAUUGAGUUCCUAAGAGAUUACCAAUUCAACGGUCUUGAUGUAGACUGGGAAUAUCCUAGAGGAGCUGAUGACCGUGCAGCUUACGUAAACCUCCUCAAAGAAUUGCGCCUUGCGUUUGAAGGUGAAGCGAAAACAUCUGGACAACCUCGACUUCUACUAUCUGCUGCUGUUCCUGCUUCCUUUGAAGCUAUCGCUGCUGGGUACGACGUGCCAGAAAUCUCGAAAUAUUUGGAUUACAUCAACGUGAUGACGUAUGACUUCCACGGACAAUGGGAGCGUCAGGUCGGACACAACAGCCCUCUCUUCCCACUAGAGAGUGCUACUAGCUAUCAGAAAAAACUCACUGUGGAUUACUCAGCCCGCGAAUGGGUUCGUCAAGGUGCUCCAAAAGAAAAACUGAUGAUCGGUAUGCCAACAUACGGAAGAUCUUUCACACUGAUCAACAACACACAAUUUGAUAUUGGUGCCCCGGCUUCUGCUGGCGGUACUGCCAGUCGCUACACCAACGAAGCUGGUUUCAUGUCAUAUUACGAAAUUUGUGAAUUCCUUCGUGAAGACAACACUACUCUGGUAUGGGAUAACGAACAGAUGGUGCCUUUCGCGUACAGGGAAGAUCAAUGGGUCGGCUUUGAUGAUGAGAGGUCGCUGAAAACUAAGAUGGCCUGGCUUAAAGAUGAAGGUUUUGGUGGCAUUAUGGUCUGGUCCGUCGACAUGGACGAUUUCAGAGGAUCAUGUGGCACUGGAAAAUACCCCUUAAUAACUGCUAUGAAGCAAGAACUGGGCGACUACAAAGUGAAAUUAGAAUAUGACGGUCCUUAUGAAUCUUCAAAUCCUAAUGGACAAUAUACUACUAAAGAUCCGACUGAAGUUGUUUGCGAAGAAGAAGAUGGUCACAUUUCCUAUCAUCCUGACAAAGCUGACUGCACACAUUACUACAUGUGCGAAGGAGAAAGAAAACAUCACAUGCCAUGUCCAUCAAACCUUGUAUUUAACCCUAAUGAAAAUGUAUGCGAUUGGCCAGAAAACGUAGAAGGAUGUACCCAUCACACUCAAGCGCCACCGGCUCGACGGUAA